CAACGGUUGAUAUAAUGCGGAUAGUAGCGUCCCGUGGAGGGACUUGGAUUAUUGCGUUGUUGGGUUACAUUCUUGGCUGGGCAGCUGGACAAAUCUCGGAGAAUCCGUGUGUUCCAAGAUGUGUUACGUUCGGAGAAAUAAAUACGCUGUGGAUGACAAAGAGCGUUCGUCAGUAUUGGCAGUGCGAGCCGGUCGACGAAAAUGAUUGGAAUAUACGUUUGAAGACAUGUGCCAGUGGAACUGUGUUUGAUUACGAAAAACAAACUUGUGUAACUGAAGAUUUGACUAAAGAAUACAGUAGCGUAUGCGUUGAACGAGAUCCGUCCAUAGUGAUUCCACCUGAACAAGAUGAGUGGUUGGAACUGUGCCCUGAACCUGGCUGUAGUAAUUUUCAAGAAAUCAAUACGUUGUGGGCUAUCCCAGAUCCAGCGUUUUUUCUUCAAUGUCGACCAGAUCCUAGUGGAAUUUGGGUACUUCAUCAGAUGCCUUGUGCCCCGACGAAACUCUUCCAUUUUGCCAGACAAGUUUGUGUACUUCCUAAUAACUGGCUGGCAUGUGACGGACAAGUUAUCGGAACUACAACGACACAAGCCACUACAACAACGGAAGUGAGUCCUACUUUCCCGGAUGAUGUGACAGAUGAAGAAAUAAGUACAACUACGACGCAGAUUGUAACAACAACCACUCCAACCCAAGAAGUGACCACUACUACGCCACAAGUGGUAACGACAACUACGACUCAGGAAGUAACAACUACUACGACUGCAGCAGCAACAACAACUACGACAGCGCCGGUAACUACAACCACGACCCAGGAAGUAACAACAACUACGGCAGCACCAGUUACCACAACUACGACCCAGGAAGUAACAACAACUACGACAGCACCUGUGACCACAACCACGACUCAGGAAGUAACAACAACUACGACAACGCCAGUAACCACAACCACGACCCAGGAAGUAACAACAACUACGGCAGCACCAGUUACCACAACCACGACCCAGGAAGUAACAACAACUACGGCAGCACCUGUGACCACAACCACGACCCAGGAAGCUACAACAACCACUCCAACACAAGCAGUGACUACUACUACACCGCAAGUAGUAACAACAACUACGACCCAGGGACUAACAGGAACUACGCCCGUUCCGGAUGAUGAAACCGAUUUCUGCAUUGAACCAAGGUGUCAAACUACUGCUGAGAUCAACACCCUUUGGCCUAAUCCGAACAAUACAUUUUUCUACCAGUGUCGACCCGCCUUCGGUGGCGGUUGGACACCGCAAUUGAUGCCCUGCGCACCAGGGACGGUGUUCAGUUUCCCGCAUCAAGUUUGUGUAUGGCCUGCCCAAUGGACUGAUCCUUGCGGUUCGAUAGGAUCAACUACGGUCGAUGGGGAUGACCUUUUGACCACUACGCCUGAUGGAGGAUCGACAGCAACAACGGAAGACGUAUCCACAACUAUACCAACAGAAGGGCCCACAACAACGCCGGAAAAUGGAACAUCAACUACGACCGAAGGGUCCACAACAACGCCGGAAAAUGGAACAUCAACUACGACCGGAGAAGUCACUUUGCCUGAUGAAGGAUUGACAAAUACUACCACAACGCCGGAAAACGGCGUUUCAACCACACCCGAUGGAGGGACUACUCCAGGACAUAUAGUUGACUGUCUAAUACCCAACUGUGUUUAUUUGCAAAAUGAGGAAAUUCGCUGGCCUACGAGAGUUCCAGAGGAGUUCUACCGGUGUAUUUUCCUGUUGGAUACCAUUUGGAUACCGUUCUUGGACCGCUGUCCGCAAGGAACCUACUUUAGCUUCGAACAACAGUACUGUAUCGAUCCGGCAUACUGGAAUGACAUUUGUGCUGAUGUUCCUGAGGGAAUAACAACCACACAGAUGACCACCACUACAGAGGAGACCGGGAAUGAAAUUGAAUCACCACUUCCCGUUAUCUGUGGAUCACCGCGCUGCUCAACAGCUUCGGAACGUAGCAUCCUCUGGCCCAGUACCGUUGCGAAUCAGUUCUACGAAUGUUUAUGGGUGGAGCGGCUGUUCCAGUAUGUCCCAUUCCCGAGGCGUUGUUCUUCGUAUUUGCUGUUUGAUUUCCAGAAACAGGAUUGCGUGCAACCGCUCGAGUGGGUUGACAUUUGCCCGAUAUUCCCAACGCUGCCCCCAAGUUGCCCUGAGUGCUGCCCCACUUGUCCACCUACCACCGAUGAACCGACCACUUCAGAGUACCCGGAUUGGAUGCCAAUACCUGUGAUUUGCGGUACGCCACGUUGUACCACUGAUCUGGAAAGAAGUUUCAUGUGGCCGGCGGAUGAUGCUCGCAAUUUCUACAUAUGCGUAGACACCGGUAAUGACUGGUGGCAAACUACUUUGUUGGAAUGUGAAGAAGGGCAGUAUUUCCAAACUAUGCUUCAAACGUGUGUGCCCGAGCAGGAAUAUGAUGCUACAUUUUGCCCUAUCUUCCCGCCACCUCCAGCAGCCCCUACCGUCGUUCCGAGUGAUCCCGUAGAAACAUGCCUCGAAGGUUACAACUCGAGCAAUAUUCAGCCAGUAACUUGUGACGAUCCGCGGUGCAUCACUUCUUAUGAAGUGUCCGCGUACUGGCCCUCUGUCGACCCUUCAAAAUACUACGAAUGUGAACUGCAGCUCUCUGGUGGAUACGCUCCGUCAGUCAGGGAUUGUCCCCAGAAUACACAGUUCGAUUUUUUCCGACAGUGUUGUACAUUAGUACCGGUGCUCACGGCAGAGGAAGUAUGUGCACUGUUCGAUGGAUUGGCUCCAACCUCAACACCGGAUCCUUCCACGGAUGGUUCACCGAUUCUGACACCUCCUUCGUGGGGUUAAGUUGACAGUUGGCUAACAGAAGUCACAACUUCUUUUAUUUUUUGUUUGUUUUAGGGCAAGUCGGGAUGGUUAGGACUAGGUUAGAGUCUAGGUUUAGGAACGUUAAAGAUAUGUAUUUUUAUAUUUAUUGUACGUG
Messenger RNA from Armigeres subalbatus, 2994 nucleotides. RefSeq lists its product as uncharacterized. NCBI's taxonomy places the organism in Eukaryota, Metazoa, Arthropoda, Insecta, Diptera, Culicidae. The record is from RefSeq and is a predicted model, not a curated record. Gene Ontology annotation, molecular function: chitin binding. The transcript has a single exon. Bases 15 to 2858 code for a protein of 947 amino acids. Gene Ontology annotation, cellular component: extracellular region.